AUGGCUACUCACCACGAAGAAGAAGAAAAUUUGGACGAAAAGAAGCUACACGACACUGAGGACGAUGACGGCGAAGAAGAAGACCAGAAUUGGGACGACUGGAAAACAGACGGUGAAGAAGAAGAAGAGCUAGAAGGCUCAAAGGAACUGUUUUUCUGUCUGUUCUGUGACUCCGUGUUCAGUUCGUGCAGUCCUCUCUUUGAGCAUUGCGCUUCAGCUCACCACUUUGAUUUCAACGCGAUUAAGAAAACCCAUAAUUUGGAUUUCUAUAAAUGCAUAAAGCUCAUUAACUACGUUAGGUCUCAGGUGGCAGAGAAUAGAUGUUGGAGUUGUGGGAUGACCUGUCAGUCCAAGAGAGAUCUACAGAACCACUUACAUGAGUUGGUCAAUUUUGAGAGUAGCAUGCUUCAAUCAGAUGAUGAUAAGUAUCUCAAACCUAUUUUGCAAGAUGAUGCACUCCUGUAUAGUUUUGCUGAAGAUGUAGAAGAUGCAGAUGGAGAUGACAUAUCAACUGACCCAAAAGAACUGGUAAAUUUGAAUCAGUUUGAACAGAUCAGUACUGACGAUGAGAGUUGUUCAGAUAGAUAUCCAUGUCGACUUACGAAUCCUUGUGAAAAUGGGGGGAAGGAGGUUGCAUCUGCUUCUGACAGAGCAAAUCAAAUCAGAGACAUAAAUAAGAAUUAUUUCGGCUCGUACAGUUCUUUUGGAAUCCACAAAGAAAUGAUCAGUGACAAGGUGAGAACUGAUGCUUACCGGCAAGCUGUUUUGGAGAAUCCUUCUUUGCUAAGAGGUGCAGUUGUUAUGGAUGUAGGUUGUGGGACUGGCAUCCUAAGUCUUUUUGCAGCACAAGGAGGAGCAUCAAGAGUUAUUGCAGUUGAAGCCAGUGAGAAGAUGGCUGCAGUGGCAACCCAGAUUGCAAAAGAUAACGGCUUUCUGCAGAGUGGAUUUCCCAGAAGUAGUGGGCAACACGAUGGAGUAAUUGAAGUGGUUCAAGGCAUGGUUGAGGAUCUUGACAAUGCAACGCACAUCCAACCUCACAGUGUUGAUGUGUUACUGAGUGAAUGGAUGGGCUACUGCCUUCUCUACGAGUCAAUGCUCAGUUCUGUGUUACUUGCUCGUGAUCGGUGGUUGAAGCCUGGAGGUGCAAUUCUCCCAGACACAGCUACUAUGUUUGUCGCAGGAUUUGGAAAAGGAGGUACCAGUAUCCCAUUCUGGGAAAAUGUCUAUAGUUUCAACAUGUCGUGUAUUGGCUUGGAAGAAGUUGAGGGUGCUGCUCGGAAUCCUAUUGUUGACGUCAUUGACAGUUGUGAUAUCGUCACUCCUACCCAAGUUCUUCAGACCUUCGACCUGUUGACGAUGCGAUCUGACCAGAUGGACUUUACAGCAAAAGUCGAACUGGAACCAAAGUCGGUCACUCCCACGAACAACUCCACAGGGUCAAAACCGGAAAUCACUUGGUGUCAUGGAUUAGUCUUGUGGUUUGAGACUGGAUUUACUGAAAGGUUUUGUAGUGAAAUGCCAACCAAUUUAUCCACAUCUCCUUACAAUCCCAAAACUCACUGGUCCCAAACCAUCCUCACAUUUCGAGAACCAAUUGCAAUGGCAUCGUCUAAGGUUACUAGUGAAAAACCAGCCGCAGUUGGUACCAAUGCUUGCCCUGCUGUGAGCGUGCAAUCUCGUAUCAGUAUCGUCCGAGCUGUUCAGCAUCGCUGCAUUGACAUUUCAAUGGAGCUCACGGGGAUAGGAUCUGAUGAGCACGGGAGUGAAUCGGGGGAUGCGUUGGUUUGGGUUUAUUCUAUUUCUCUGUCUACAUCUGUGACAAAUAAUCAGGAAACAGAACCGGAGUUGAUAGAGCUUAAUUUUGGUUGA
Messenger RNA from Fraxinus pennsylvanica, 1869 nucleotides. NCBI's taxonomy places the organism in Eukaryota, Viridiplantae, Streptophyta, Magnoliopsida, Lamiales, Oleaceae. The record is from the annotation of a GenBank genome assembly.